Lonchura striata (white-rumped munia) is the source of this 5801-nucleotide messenger RNA. The record is from RefSeq and is a predicted model, not a curated record. Lineage: Eukaryota; Metazoa; Chordata; Aves; Passeriformes; Estrildidae.
AUGAGGGAUACCACUCAUGGAUGGCUCGGAAAAAUCGGAUGCUCCUGGAUUGGGAAGGGCUGGAGCAGGGAAGCGCCGCAGGAUCGAGGGGCCUCUCCCAGGAGGUGGAAUUCCCAUGGAAUUUUUCCAUCCGCCUCUUCCCAAAUCCCAAAAUCCCGCUCUCCCAGCCCUUUGUCCACCAGUUUUCCCUCUUUUUCCUCUCCAGGACUUUCCUUCUACACCCGAGUGUUGGAAAACUGCGAGGACGAGGCCAAGUUUGACGAGACUUUCCGCUGGCCGGUGGCGACCAACGUCGACGGGAAUGAGAUCCUGGAGAUCCAAGUGUUCAACUACAGCAAGGUCUUCACCAACAGGCUCAUCGGGACGUUCCGGAUGGUCCUGCAGAAGGUGGUGGCGGAAGGGCAGCUGGAGGUGACGGACACGCUCAUCGAUGACAACAAUUCCGCCAUCCAGACCAGCAUCUCCAUAGAGAUCCGCUACCAGGCUCUGGAUGGGGCGGCGGGCACCUGGAAUGACAAGGAAUUCCUGGAGACGCCCGGCGUGCCCUCGGAGGGCGGCGGGAGGUGUUCCUUGGAGACCCACAGCCUCCUGCCCGGCCACCGGCACGGCUCCGAGGUCCCUCCCGGGAAAUCCAACCAGCAGUCCUCGGAGAGGAGCUUCAGGAGGAUGGAAGAGGACGAGCUGUAUUUCCACAGCGAGGAUGAGCUCCUGGGAGAGGGGGAUUCCCUGAGCCAGGGAUCCCUGGACACGAGGAUUAAGUUUAACGAUGGAUACAAGGCGGUGGCAAGCGAAGACCCGGAAGAUCCCAGAUCCACGACCAAAGGGAAAGAGAAAAAACACCUGGUGUUGCCGUUCAGCAAAGGCAAGGAGAAGACCAAGGAGCACAAAGCUGGAAAAGGAGUUUUUUCAGCCAUGAAGCUUGGAAAGACCCGUCCGUCCAAGGACGAGCAUCGGAAACAAGAUGAUCCGGCUGUUCUGGAAACAGAAGACCUGGACAGAAAGGCCAUGAGAUAUGGAGCAGGCCUGGAGCCAGACACCAUCUCCCUGGCCUCUGUCACCGCUGUCACCACCAAUGUCUCCAACAAAAGGUCCAAGCCUGACAUCAGGAUGGAGCCGAGUGCCGGGAGGCCCAUGGAUUACCAGGUCAGCAUCACCAUCAUCGAGGCCCGGCAGCUCGUGGGGCUCAACAUGGACCCCGUGGUGUGCGUGGAGGUGGGGGAGGAGAAGAAAUACACGUCCAUGAAGGAAUCCACCAAUUGUCCUUACUACAAUGAGUAUUUUGUCUUCGAUUUCCACGUUCCCCCCGAUGUCAUGUUCGACAAGAUCAUCAAGCUCUCCGUGAUCCACUCCAAAAAUCUCCUGAGGAGCGGGACAUUGGUGGGGUCCUUCAAGAUGGACGUUGGCACUGUUUAUACCCAGCCUGAGCACCAGUUCUACCACAAAUGGGCCAUCCUGUCCGACCCUGAGGACCUCACGGCCGGCCUCAAGGGCUACCUCAAGUGUGACAUCGCCGUGGUGGGCAAAGGGGACAACAUCAAGACACCUCACAAGGCCAACGAGACGGAGGAGGAUGACAUCGAAGGGAACCUGCUGCUCCCGGACGGGGUCCCCCCGGAGCGGCAGUGGGCCCGGUUCUACAUCAAGAUCUACCGCGCCGAGGGGCUGCCGCGCAUGAACACCAGCAUCAUGGCCAACGUCAAGAAGGCCCUCAUCGGGGAGAACAAGGACCUGGUGGACCCCUACGUGCAGGUGGCCUUUGCGGGGCAGAAGGGAAAGACAUCCAUACAGAAGAGCAGCUACGAGCCCCUCUGGAACGAGCAGAUCAUCUUCACGGAGAUGUUUCCCCCGCUGUGCAAACGGAUCAAGAUCCAGAUCCGGGACUCGGACAAGGUCAACGACGUGGCCAUCGGGACCCACUUCAUCGAUCUGAGGAAGAUCUCCAAUGAAGGGGACAAAGGUUUCCUGCCCACCUUCGGGCCCGCCUGGGUGAACAUGUACGGCUCCACGCGGAACUACACCCUGAUGGACGAGCACCAGGAGCUCAACGAGGGCCUGGGCGAGGGCGUCUCCUUCCGCGCCCGGCUCCUGCUGGGCCUGGCCGUGGAGAUCCUGGACACCACCAACCCCGAGAUCAACAGCUCCACUGAGGUGCAGGUGGAGCAGGCCACGGCGGUGGCUGACAACUGCAGUGGGAAGAUGGAGGAAUUCUUCCUCUUCGGAGCCUUCCUGGAGGCCACCAUGAUCGACAGGAAGAUUGGGGACAAACCCAUUAACUUUGAGGUCACCAUAGGUAACUAUGGCAACCAGGUGGAUGGCUCCAGCAAACCUCUCCUGCGGAGGAAGAAAGAGGGAGGGGAUGGGGACGAGGAGGAGUCGGAGCUGCUCCAGAAUUCCAGUGAGGAGGAAGGUGGCGAGGAUGGAGAGCUGGUUUCCGUUUCUUCAUCCCAGCCCAUGAAGCCUCUGGUCACGGACAGGAAUUACUUCCACCUGCCCUACCUGGAGAAGAAGCCCUGCAUCUACAUCCGGAGCUGGUGGCAGGACCAGCGGCGCCGGCUCUACAACGCCAACAUCAUGGACAAGAUCGCGGACAAGCUGGAGGAGGGCCUCAACGACGUGCAGGAGAUGAUCAAGACGGAGAAGCCGCACCCGGAGCGGCGGCUGCGAGGGGUCCUGGAGGAGCUGAGCAGCGGCUGCCUGCGCUUCCUGACCUUGGCUGACAAGGACCAGCACCACUCGUCCUGCACGAGGCUGGACCGGGAGAGGCUCAAAUCCUGCAUGAGGGAGCUGGAGAACAUGGCCCAGCAGGCCACGGCCCUGCGCUCCCAGGUGAAGAGGAACACCAUGAAGGACAAGCUGAAGCUGGUGCAGAACUUCCUGCAGAAGCUGCGGUUCCUGGCGGAUGAGCCCCAGCACACGAUUCCCGACGUUUUCAUCUGGAUGAUGAGCAACAACAAGCGCGUCGCCUACGCCCGCAUCCCCUCCAAGGACAUCCUCUACUCCAUCGUGGACGAGGAGAUGGGCAAGGACUGCGCCAAAGUGAAGACGGUUUUCCUCAAGGGAAAAGCCGACUUCAUGGGCCGGACAUUCGCCAAGCCGGUGGUGAAGAUGUCGGACGAGCAGUACUGCCCACCGCGCUUCCCACCCCAGCUGGAAUAUUACCAGAUCUACCGCGGCAAUGCCACAGCCGGGGACCUGCUGGCCGCCUUCGAGCUGCUCCAGAUCGGCACUGGGGGUAAAUCAGACCUGCCCCCCAUCGACGGCCCCACGGACAUGGACCGAGGUCCCAUCCUGCCGGUGCCGCUGGGAAUUCGGCCGGUGCUGAGCAGAUACAGAGUGGAGAUCUUGUUCUGGGGGCUCAGGGACCUGAAGAGAGUGAACCUGGCCCAGGUGGACCGGCCCCGUGUGGACAUCGAGUGUGCCGGGAAGGGUGUCCAGUCUGCCCUGAUCCAGAACUACAAGAAAAACCCCAACUUCAGCACUUUGGUCAAGUGGUUCGAGGUGGACCUCCCGGAGAACGAGCUGCUGCACCCGCCCCUGAACAUCCGCGUGGUGGACUGCCGCGCCUUCGGGCGCUACACCCUGGUGGGCUCCCACACCGUCAGCUCCCUCCGCAAGUUCAUCUACCGCCCGCCCGACAAGAAAGAACAGCACUGGAACAUGGAAGAGAAGGAGAAAAAGAAGAAGAAGAAGAAAGGAGGAGGAGGAGGAGGAGGUGGGGAGGAAGUGGAGGAGGAGGAGCCGGACGAGAGCAUGUUGGACUGGUGGUCCAAGUACUUCGCUUCCAUUGAGACGAUGAAGGAGCAACUCCGGCAGCAGGAAGCGGCCGCGGCAGAGGCAGAGGAGAAGGAGGAGAUGGAGAUUGGAGAGGGCUCCAAGGCCCAGGUGAAGAACAAGGACAAGGACAAGUCCAAGGCACCCAAAGAUGACAAGAAGAAGAAGCAGCAGCCUGUCCCUGAGCUCCCCGAGAAGAAGAACAAGCAGAAGAUCGAUGAGCUCAAGGUCUUCAACAAAGAGCUGGAAACGGAGUUUGACAACUUUGAGGAUUGGCUGCACACCUUCAACCUGCUCCGGGGGAAGAUUGGGGACAACGACGACAACGCCACGGAGGAGGAGCGGAUAGUGGGGAGGUUCAAAGGCUCCAUGUGCGUCUACAAAGUGCCGCUCCCCGAUGACAUCAGCAAGGAGGCAGGAUAUGAGCCCACCUUCGGGAUGUUCCAGGGGAUCCCCAGCAACGACCCCAUCAACGUGCUGGUCCGAGUCUACAUCGUGCGGGCCACGGACCUCCACCCGGCCGACAUCAACGGGAAAGCCGAUCCCUACAUCGCCAUCAAGCUGGGCAAGACGGACAUCAAGGACAAGGAGAACUACAUCUCCAAGCAGCUAAACCCUGUUUUUGGGAAAUCCUUCGACAUCGAGGCCACUUUCCCCAUGGAGUCCAUGCUGACCGUGGCUGUGUACGACUGGGACUUGGUGGGCACUGACGACCUGAUCGGGGAGACCAAGAUCGACCUGGAGAAUCGCUUCUACAGCAAGCACCGGGCGACCUGCGGCGUGUCCCAGACCUACUCCAUCCACGGGUACAACACCUGGCGUGAUCCCAUGAAGCCUUCCCAAAUCCUGUCCAAGCUGUGCAAAGAGGGAAAAGUGGAUGGGCCGCACUUCGGGCCAGGGGGAAGAGUGAAAGUUGCCAACAGGGUCUUCACCGGCCCCACGGAGAUCGAGGACGAAAAUGGCCAGAAGAAGCCGACGGACGAGCACCUGGCGCUGGCGGUGCUGCGGCACUGGGAGGACAUCCCGCGGGCCGGCUGCCGCCUCGUCCCCGAGCACGUGGAGACACGGCCGCUGCUCAACCCCGACAAGCCGGGCAUCGAGCAGGGCCGCCUGGAGAUGUGGGUGGAUAUGUUCCCCAUGGAUAUGCCAGCGCCCGGCCCUGCCAUCGAUAUUUCUCCCAGGAAACCAAAGAAGUACGAGCUCAGGGUGAUCGUGUGGAACACCGACGAGGUCGUCCUGGAGGACGACGACUACUUCACCGGCGAGAAGUCCAGCGACAUUUUUGUCAGGGGGUGGCUGAAGGGGCAGCAGGAGGACAAGCAGGACACGGAUGUCCAUUACCACUCCCUCACUGGUGAAGGCAACUUCAACUGGCGCUACAUCUUCCCCUUCGACUACCUGAUGGCCGAGGAGAAGAUUGUCAUCUCCAAGAAGGAGUCCAUGUUCUCCUGGGAUGAGACCGAGUACAAGAUCCCCGCCCGCCUCACCCUGCAGGUCUGGGACGCCGACCACUUCUCGGCCGAUGAUUUCCUGGGGGCCAUCGAGCUGGAUCUGAACCGCUUCCCCCGAGGAGCCAAGACGUCCAAGCAGUGCAGCCUGGAGAUGGUGACCAACGAGGCUGAGCUGCCCAUGAUCUCCAUCUUCAAGCAGAAGCGGGUCAAGGGCUGGUGGCCGUUCGUGGCCAGGGACGAGAACGACGAGCUGGAGAUCACCGGCAAAGUCGAGGCCGAGCUGCACCUUCUGACAGCGGAGGAGGCUGAGAAAUCCCCCGCUGGGCUGGCUCGCAAUGAGCCCGAUCCCCUGGAGAAGCCCAACCGCCCGGACACGUCGUUCAUCUGGUUCCUGAACCCGCUCAAGUCCAUCAAAUACCUCAUCUGCACCCGCUACAAGUGGCUCAUCAUCAAGAUCGUGCUGGCCCUGCUGCUCCUCAUCAUGGUGGCCCUGUUCCUCUACAGCAUGCCCGGAUACAUGGUCAAGAAGCUGCUGGGAGCGUGAAGGGCUGGAGCCUCUCCCGUGUCCCCAGCCCCAGG